Messenger RNA from Phaeoacremonium minimum UCRPA7, 810 nucleotides. Its product is annotated as putative proline utilization protein. The transcript has a single exon. Bases 1 to 810 code for a protein of 269 amino acids. Gene Ontology annotation, cellular component: cytoplasm. The record is from RefSeq and is a predicted model, not a curated record. Lineage: Eukaryota; Fungi; Ascomycota; Sordariomycetes; Togniniales; Togniniaceae.
AUGCCAUGUUCCAUCACCACGUCGACCGCGAUAAAGAUUGUGACACUCAGCAGUCAAGGCGUCAAGGGAUGCAUCAACGUCUUCGCCCCAGAUGGAGAGCUGCUAGGGCUCAUCAACGCUAAGGAGGUCACAGCAUUCCGGACGUCAUUAGCAGUCAUGAUCCCUUUCCUCCGCUUCCCGCAGGAGAAGGCCAACAUCGUGGUCUUUGGCGCCGGAAAGCAGGCUGAGUGGCACAUCAGGCUCGCUUUGCUACUUUGCAAGGAUGUGAAGCGCAUUACGAUAGUCAACCGGACAAACCCCGCGAAGAUGGAGCAGUUGUUUGAAACCCUUCGACAAAAGUAUCCCGAUGUUUCCUUCGAUGUGCUGGUGACGUCGGUACCCGAAUAUGAUUCUCGGCUUCAGGAGUUGCUUAGUGUCUCGGAUUGCAUCUUCGGCUGCACACCUGCGACGACGCCCCAUUUCCCGAACUCCUACCUGAGUGUUUCCAAGCCUAGGUUCAUCUCGCUGAUCGGGUCUUACAAACCAUCGAUGCAGGAGGUUGACGGGGAGACGCUACUGUCAGGUGGCAAGAUAUUUGUGGACUCAAAGGAGGAUUGUCUUAUUGAAGCUGGCGAGCUGAUCAACGCCGGUGUCAGAGAAGAUCAACUGGUCGAGAUUGGCGAUAUUGAAAACUAUGAGCGGGUAGCCCGGACACAGACAAAUCAUGUGUUCAAGUGUGUUGGACUGGCUAUCAUGGAUAUUCUAGCAGCACGAGAGUUGUUGUCACUGGCAAAGAGCAAAGGCCUAGGGCUAGACAUUGGCGAUCUUUAG